ACACAUCUCCAAAAAAGUUCGCCAGGAGGAGUGGAUUUCUCUGAAGUGCGUGUGAAUCGCCCACUCCGUUGACGAAAAUGCGGGGACGGUCACGGGGUCCAUAUAAGUAGACUCUAACGACGAGGAGCCCAGUCGCUUAAAUUAGAGGUACGCAGGACCAAGCCAAGUUCUCGACAUGGAGAUGCUCGCCAAACUCGUGUUCCCCAUCGUGAUCAUCUCCGUGCUGGUCGCUUGCAGUCCGACGGAGGCAUGGUACAAGCAGGUGGCCGGUCCAAGCUACUAUUCGGUGGGCAGGGCGUCCGGCUUGCUGUCCGGUAUCCGGAGGUCACCGUACGUCCGGAGAGCCGAGCCGCACCCGUCAGACAGCGGAGAGUCUGCGACCAACAGCGUGUUUUCUGAAUUAACUCGUCAAAACUUCAUCCUGAAGACGAUGCCUGUCUGUAUCAAAGAUAUUACACCAAACCUGCAGAGCUGUGAACUCCUCCAGGAACUCAAGAGUUCAUUUAAGUGCAAAGCGGAGGUCUUCCUCUCUCUGGACUCCUCAGAUUGUGCAGGAGACUGAGCAGUAAAGCCGGCAACUGGGCUGGAUGAUGAAGCCUGCUUCUUGAAGGCGUGACAUUUAAAAACUGUACAUUUCUCUAAUUUCAAAUUUAACACUGGUGUUGCACUAGAUGGAAGAUAUGCCACUUUUAAUUUACCAUUUCACAAAUUUAUUUAUAGAUAUGAUAAACCUGUCUUAAAAACUUAAGCUGUAAAAGUAAUGUAUUAAUGUACAUAUUUGAUCUGAGUUUUCAUUAAUAAAUGACUCAUAUUGCA
Siniperca chuatsi (mandarin fish) is the source of this 816-nucleotide messenger RNA. RefSeq names its product neuropeptide B-like. The coding region runs from base 176 to 562 and encodes 128 amino acids. Gene Ontology annotation, molecular function: G protein-coupled receptor binding. Gene Ontology annotation, biological process: G protein-coupled receptor signaling pathway; feeding behavior. The transcript is spliced from 2 exons. The record is from RefSeq and is a predicted model, not a curated record. Lineage: Eukaryota; Metazoa; Chordata; Actinopteri; Centrarchiformes; Sinipercidae.